AUGAACAGGCAACAUGCUCUUAUAUUCAUUGCAAUGACAAUAAUGGUAGAUAAUGUCUAUGGUAGUUGUUUACAAGUUAAAAUACUUUCAGCUCAUUCAGUAUUCGAUAAAACACAAGAUGUGGCAGUGGAAGUACAAUAUAAUAAUACUAGUAAUUACACAAUAUCGAUUUAUAAAUGGUGUUUACCAAACAAUGAAUUAAAUGAUCCAUUAUUCAAAGUAACUUCUAAUAAUGUUCCAGUUAAUUAUAUUGGUCCACUUGUCAAACGACGUGAACCAACUAUUGAAGAUAUGAUCCCUCUAGAACCUGGUAAAACAAAAAUCAUUCAAGCUCGAUUAUCAUCAGCAUAUGAUAUGACUAUGACUGGUAUAUAUUCAAUUCAAUAUGAUAUGCCAACUGAACGUGUUGUCUUCAAACAUGCUCGAACAUUCGAGAAUGUCCUUUUUAGGACUAUUAGUAAACGUCAUUCUGGUCUCGAGUCAAACAAUAUUCAGUUGAUCAUCGAAGGUCGUUCAAAUAUUCAGCGUGAACAAAAUAAAAAUAUGAAUGUGAUUAGAAGAGCAGCUACUCUUUCAUAUGUUUCUUGUUCAAUAACCCAGAAAUCUCAAAUAACCGCUGCAGUCUCUUGGGCUCUUCAGUAUGCUGAUAAUUCUUUCAAUUAUUUGAAUAAGACGAAACCUAGUGGAAGAAGUCGCUAUAAGACUUGGUUUGGUAGAUUUAUGUGUUGA
Messenger RNA from Rotaria sp. Silwood2, 729 nucleotides. NCBI's taxonomy places the organism in Eukaryota, Metazoa, Rotifera, Eurotatoria, Philodinida, Philodinidae. The record is from the annotation of a GenBank genome assembly.